Daphnia pulicaria is the source of this 2215-nucleotide messenger RNA. RefSeq names its product zinc finger CCCH domain-containing protein 14-like (gene Nab2). NCBI's taxonomy places the organism in Eukaryota, Metazoa, Arthropoda, Branchiopoda, Diplostraca, Daphniidae. Gene Ontology annotation, biological process: regulation of mRNA stability. The transcript has 7 exons. The coding region runs from base 229 to 2124 and encodes 631 amino acids. Gene Ontology annotation, molecular function: poly(A) binding; metal ion binding. The record is from RefSeq and is a predicted model, not a curated record. Gene Ontology annotation, cellular component: nucleus; cytoplasm.
CACGCAGUGCGCUUUUCACGAGAAAGAAGCCUAGGAAGAAGAGGCUUUCAUCCCGUAUUUCAGCAUUUCCAGUCCCGUGUCAUCGGCUGCAAGCGAACAACAAAAAAUAAAACGGGACUAACCGACUAAAUUUCAACUAGAGAAAUCUUUAAAAAUUGACUAACUCAGAAGAAGUCUUUGUAUUAGAAUUUGGUGAUUUUGUUUAAGGAGAAGAUUAUUUUUAUAAAAAUGGAAGGAAUUACAAAUGAAAUUCGAAACAAAAUCAAAUGUGCUGUGAAAGCAAAACUUCAAGAGAUUGGGGCUUAUGUUGACGAAGAAUUACCUGACUACAUAAUGGUGAUGAUCGCAAACAGGAGAUCAAAGAGCCAAAUGACAAGUGAAUUGUCUCUUUUUCUUGGAAGCCACACAGACAAAUUUACAGAUUGGCUACAUAUUGUACUUGAAAAGCUUGAGGCUUUUGUUGGUGGUAGUAAUGCUACUGACAAAGUGAAAGAAGUAACUUCUGUAGUACCAAAAGCAGGAGUUGAAGUAUGUUCCCUUCCUAUUAAAGUUGAAAAUCCCUUUCCCAUAGUCAAACAAUCACCUUCCCGGCUGUUAAAAGCAAAUCAGAUGGAGGCUCAUAAUAAUGCUACAUCAAGCCAUAAUAUUCCAUCAAAUCUUGAACCUAAGGAACCAUACGUACCAAUGCCUGUUUCUUUACACUCACUACCUUCAGUACAAGUACAUCGUUCUCCAGAAGGAGAUAUGGAUGAUGAUUGCCUCAACAUCAGGGAGGAAAUCGAACAAGAUUUUCAUGGUUCUGACGAUAAACUGUUGAAAAAGAGGAAUUCAGCAUCAUCCGCCAACUAUCAAUCAUCACUUUCUGAUCCGAAAAAACGGCGACAAACCAGAAGCUCCGAAGAUCGAUUUGCUAAAAAAGUUCGCAGAGAAGAAAGGAGUCGCCCACGAAGAACAGACGGCCGCAUUUCAUCUCAAGUUGUUUCCGUGGUGCGACCUAUGCUCAGUCAAAUAGUAAAACCUGUUGAACGUACAAAACUGAAGGUUGAAAAACACGAACAAGAAGAAGAAGACGAAGAAAGUUUUAAUAACAAAAUCGGAAUCAACAGCAUUGUUCGUGUCACAGCCAGACGCAAAUUACCAGCAAAAAUGCAAGCCACAAGUUGUUUGAUUCUGAAAGCUGUUGCUGAGGCACAGAAGUCUGUCAUCUCCCAUCCACCUAAAGUUACGGAACCUGAGACCAAGUCUCUACCAGCGCUUUUCACUCGAAAAUAUCGUGAAAAGAACCUAAACCCCCAAACACUUGCUGUCAAUACCACAAACUCUACUGUUUGCCAGGUUUCCGAUGAUUCCGCUAUGGAAGUUGAUAGCCAACCGUCUGCCGCAAUUGUUAAAGAUACUGACCUUGCCAUAAUGGAACCUCAAGAGACAGUUCUCACCAAAGUAGAAGUGCCUGACGAAAGUUCAUAUGAGCAAAUGGAAAGCCCCGUUGAUUCACCACUCGACAUCCAGACAAUCGAGACACGUUUCAUUGUCACCCUUGACGGUGUAAACUCUUUAAUGAGCCGAUGCUUUGACGAAGACUUGAAUGACGAUGAUGCAACCGAAAUGAAAGAUACCGAGCGGAAGCCAGUUAAAACCCGGCUUUUCCGAAGACGUAGCACCGGCACUGAGGCUGAAGUUCAACAAACGUUGGAACGUUGCAAAUUUUAUCCAAACUGCCGUCAAGGAGACCGUUGCCAUUUCCACCACCCCAAAACCCCGUGCAAAAAUUUUCCGAUUUGUCUAUUUGGCGAAAAUUGUUUAUUUAUUCACCCGCCAUGCAAAUUUGACACUACUUGCACUCGGAAAUCGUGCCCUUAUACGCACAGUCAACGAUCUCAAGUUGUCGUUUCUGUUGCACCAAAGAUAAUACAACCUUCAGCAAAAAUGCAUCAGCAGCAACCGGUUGUGAAUGGCAAAACGGUUUGCAAGUUUUUCCCAUCCUGUAACAAUGUAAGCUGUCUUUUCUUCCAUCCUCCGGCGUGCAAGUAUGGAUCAAACUGCACUCGUGUUGGCUGUACAUUUUUUCAUCAAACAAACAUCCCGUCCGCAAACAAACUCAAAUGGGUCACAAAUGCUAAGUGAGAAAUUGCGUUGCUGGUGUUGUUUGCAUGUUAAUCGCCGACCGUGGAUUCGAAACGUAGCCACCUUCACUCCAAUACACGAAACAUAAAGA